CACGGGUGUUAUGUAAAUAGUGCAUUUUGGUAUGGCGGCCCAUACAAUCCCUGUCAUCGACUUCACUGCGUAUGGUUUGCAGAGAGAGUCCCCGGACGAAGAGUGUUUCCAGGAACUAAUAGAUGACGUACAUAAUGCAUUGAAGACGAUCGGUUUUCUUUAUUUGACAAACCAUGGUAUUCCACAAGAACUGAUUGAUAAUGCAUUUAAACAGUCAUCAAAAUUUUUUGCCUUGCCAAGUGAAACAAAAAAUAAGUAUGCCAGACCAACAAAUGACAACCAUGGCUAUGUUGAGAUUGGUAGAGAAGCACUGAAUCCUGAUAGACCUGGGGAUUACAAAGAACUUUUUAAUUAUUUACCCCAGAAAUGCACUUUGUUGCUAAAGAAAGAGUUGCCAGAGUUCUCGGAAUCGGUGAUGGCUUUAUUUGGUAAAUGUAAAGAGUUGAGUAACCGAAUGUUGGAAAUUAUGGCAAGAGGAUUAGAAAUUGAAGAUCCAUUACUGUUUGUCAAAGCACAUGCUGGUAUUGGCAGUCAAGUCAAUGGUACACUAAUUAGAUCACUUUGGUACCCACCCAUACCCAAUGAUGAAAUUAAACCUAAUCAGAUACGAUGUGGAGAGCAUUCAGAUUAUGGAUCAAUUACAUUACUAUUCCAAGAUGACGUAGGAGGACUACAGGUCAAAAGUAUUGAUGGUACUUUUGUGGAUGCCACACCAAUGACAGGAAGUAUUGUUGUGAAUAUUGGAGAUCUUAUGCAAAGAUGGACAUCUGAUAAACUUGUAUCCACAGUGCACAGAGUGUUGAUACCAGAGACAAGUAAAAUGAAAAACUCAAGUCGUCAGUCUCUAACUUUUUUCUGUCAUCCUGAUAGUUCAUUUGUUAUAAAGUGUGUUGAUGGUAAUGACAAGUAUCCACCAAUCACUGAUGAUGUUUAUCUUAAACAGCGAUUUGAUGUAACAUAUCAGUAUUAAACAAAAUUACUGACAUUCAAUGAGAUCAACCAAUGAAUGUUGUUUAACUUAAACAGCGAUUUGAUGUAACAUAUCAGUAUUAAACAAAAUUACUGACAUUCAAUGAGAUCAACCAAUGAAUGUUGUUUAACUUAAACAGCGAUUUGAUGUAACAUAUCAGUAUUAAACAAAAUUACUGACAUUCAAUGAGAUCAACCAAUGAAUGUUGUUUAACUUAAACAGCGAUUUGAUGUAACAUAUCAGUAUUAAACAAAACUACUGACAUUCAAUGAGAUCAACCAAUGAAUCAUGUUUAACUAGAACACUGAUUUAAUGUAACAUAUAUGUAUGGAACAAAACUAUUGACAUUCAUUCAAUGAGAUCAACCAAUGAAUCAUGUUUAACUUAAACAUUGAUUUAAUGUAACCUAUCAGUAUUAAACAAAACUAUUAACAUUCAAUAAGAUCAACCAAUGAAUCAUGUUUAACUUAAACAUUGAUUUAAUGUAACCUAUCAGUAUUAAACAAAACUACUGACAUUCAAUGAGAUAAACCAAAGAAUCAUAUUUAACUUAAACAUUGAUUUAAUGUAACCUAUCAGUAUUAAACAAAACUAUUGACAUUCAAUAAGAUCAAACAAUGAAUCAUGUUUAACUUAAACACUGACUUAAUGUAACGUAUCAGUAUUAAAAAAACCACAUCCAUUCAAUGAGAUCAACCAAUGAAUUAUGUUGAACUAAAACAUUGAUUUAAUGUAACCUAUCAGUAUUAAACAAAACUACUGACAUUCAAUGAGAUCAACCAAUGAAUUAUGUUUAACUAAAACAUUGAUUUAAUGUAAUCUAUCAGUAUCAAACAACACCAUAUCCAUUCAAUGAGAUCAACCAAUGAAUGUUGUUUACCUUAAACACUGAUUUAAUGUAACCUGUCAGUAUUAAAAAACUACAUCCAUUCAAUGAAAUCAACCAAUGAAUUAUGUUUAGCUAAAACAUUGAUUUAAUGUAAUCUAUCAGUAUCAAACAACACCAUAUCCAUUCACUGAGAUUAACCAAUGAAUGUUGUUUACCAUUGAUUUAAUAUAACCUAUCAAUAUUAAACAGAACUACUGACAUUCAAUGAGAUCACCCAAUGAAUGAUGUUUACCUUAAACAUUGAUUUAAUGUAACUUAUCAGUAUUAAACAGAACUACUGACAUGCAAUGAGAUCAACCAAUGAAUGAUGUUUACCUUAAACAUUGAUUCAAUGUAACCUAUCAGUAUUAAACAAAACCAAUCAACCAAUGAAUAAUGUUUAUUUUUAAAGCCGAUGAUUAUCACGUCCUGUUCGCAAUGAGACUUGUACCGAUGUGCACAGCGUAUUUAAAAUACAUUGUUUGUUUACAUGGAAUUUGAACACACACUGCACGAUGACCAUCAUCCUUUAAAAAGUUUAGUGUAACCUAUCAGUAAUGAAAAAAAACUAAUACAUUCCAGGAGAUCAACCAAUCACUGUUGAUGUUUACUUUAAACAACAAUAAUGUAACUUAUCAAUGUUAAAACUACAAUCAUUCAAUGAGAUUCACCAAUGAAUGAUGUUUACUUUAAACGGUGGUAGUUGUUGCACGGAUAUAUGGGUCUCAUAUAAACAAAGAUGGCGCAGAUCAACAAGUACAAACUGAGACGUUACCAUUCUUUAAUUAGGUACUUAGGUGAUUGGUAGGUAUCCAAGGAGUCACCGGCAGUAAUUAGUGCAAGUCGCGCCCAGGUCAAACCUCAUACUUGUGAUUUCCAUUAGAAGAGCGCAUUGGAUUGUGGGAAAAUCAAUGUUUAUUGACUCAAAUGUUGCACAUGUGCAGCGCGAUGGCCGCCGCCCUUUAAACAAACAAUUUUAUUUAACUAUUAGUAGUAAACAAAACUACAUACUGGUACAUUUAUUUAGAUCAAGUGCUUAUUAUUAAUGUUAACAUUUAACAACAAUGGGAUGUGACCUAUCAGUAAUAAACUAACACUAAAUACAUU
Molecule: messenger RNA, 2945 nt
Organism: Saccoglossus kowalevskii
Lineage: Eukaryota; Metazoa; Hemichordata; Enteropneusta; Harrimaniidae
Source: RefSeq, a predicted model, not a curated record